AUGGACAAGGCCAAGAAAAGCACAAGGGAAAGGAUUCUUGGGGCCAUGGCUAAGGGUGUGAGGGGACUUGUCCUUCGACUUGGCUCGCACACUUUAUAUACCACAGUCUCAAGAAACAUUCCAGGCGUCAAGCUUUCAAGUUCGGCUCCAGAUCAGAAUGUAACCUGA
Messenger RNA from Laccaria bicolor S238N-H82, 168 nucleotides. RefSeq lists its product as uncharacterized. The record is from RefSeq and is a predicted model, not a curated record. The coding region runs from base 1 to 168 and encodes 55 amino acids. The transcript has a single exon. Lineage: Eukaryota; Fungi; Basidiomycota; Agaricomycetes; Agaricales; Hydnangiaceae.